AUGAAAUCUGGAGGUAAGCAGAAUGUAACAGAGUUUUCAAUCCAAGGAUUAACCAAUGUCCCUGAGCUCCAGUUGACGAUUUUCUUCAUUUUUUUGUUCAGCUAUGUCAUCAUUAUCGUUGGGAAUAAAACCAUUUUUGUUGUUAUACUGUGUGAUCCUCAUCUUCACACUCCUAUGUAUAUUUUUUUAAUGAACCUUUCACUUUUUGACAUUGCUAAUGUUUCAAACAUUCUUCCAAAUUUGUUAAAUAUUCUCCUUACAAAACAUACGACCAUUUCGUUUGCGGGAUGUAUAACUCAGAUGUAUCUUUUUUUAGCGCUGACUCUCAGUGAAAUAGUUCUAUUUGCAGCUAUGGCAUAUGACCGGUACGUGGCGAUCUGUCACCCGCUCCACUACUUUAUACUGAUGAGUUUAAAACACUGUGCUUUGUUAAUCAUUGCGUCAUGGAGUUUUGGUUUUAUUGACGCUGUGGGACAUGCCGUCCAGAUAUCAAAGAUGUCCUUUUGUGCUUCCCAUGUAAUAAACCACAUUUUCUGUGAUGUUGAAGCGUUAAUGAAGCUCUCCUGCAGCGGCACCUUCUUUGUAGAAAUGCUAACCUUUGUUGAAGGGGCACUGGUUCCAGUUCCUGCAUGCCUUCUCACAUUAACCUCUUAUAUAUUUAUUAUUUCCAGUAUUCUAAAAAUAAAAUCAGCCGAAGGUCGACAGAAAGCGUUCUCUACCUGCUCCUCUCAUCUGAUCUGCAUUUCUGUUUUUUAUGGAACUAUUUUGUUUUCAUAUAUGAGACCCACCUCAAGUUAUUCACCAAAGCAGGAUAAGUUUUUUUCUCUCCUUUACAUUGUCUUGGUCCCGAUACUAAAUCCUCUUAUCUAUACUCUGAAAAAUCAGGAAGUUAAAAAUGCUUUAAAGAAACUUAAGGAGAAACUGGUUUGUGCAUGA
Spea bombifrons (plains spadefoot toad) is the source of this 936-nucleotide messenger RNA. RefSeq names its product olfactory receptor 1019-like. The record is from RefSeq and is a predicted model, not a curated record. Bases 1 to 936 code for a protein of 311 amino acids. Gene Ontology annotation, cellular component: membrane. The transcript has a single exon. Gene Ontology annotation, biological process: G protein-coupled receptor signaling pathway. Gene Ontology annotation, molecular function: G protein-coupled receptor activity; olfactory receptor activity. NCBI's taxonomy places the organism in Eukaryota, Metazoa, Chordata, Amphibia, Anura, Pelobatidae.